Molecule: messenger RNA, 1018 nt
Organism: Folsomia candida
Lineage: Eukaryota; Metazoa; Arthropoda; Collembola; Entomobryomorpha; Isotomidae
Exons: 2
Coding region: 222-986 (254 amino acids)
Molecular function (GO): protein binding
Source: RefSeq, a predicted model, not a curated record
UCGUGUAAUUUUAAUUUAGAUGCACAAUUUAAAAUAAGUUUGAUCGAGUUCGAUUCAUUAUUUACUUACUUUACUAACUUUAUCUGUGAUCCAAUCCAAUAUACUUUUUACUAGUCAUCGGAAAAAGGUCUCUGGUGUUUUUGCUCUAGUCACAUUACUUGUUGAUUCGUGUUUCAACUCUUGAAAGUUUUUAACAAAUUGGAAUUUGUGAUUUGAAUUCAAUGAUGGGCAAGCGUAGUCUUCGAUCUGGUGGGAUAUGUCGCAAAUCCAAACGCUCAAAGUUACAUUCUUUGAACGAGGAAGUAGUCAGCCAAUACCACAACGACGACGACAAUCACGGUGGACCGUCAACUUUAUCCGGAGAAGCAUAUUAUCGACCACCAACUACACCAUUUGAGUUACCCCACAUAUUUAGGGAGAUAUUAGCCAAUUUAUCACUAAAGGACUGGAUGUCAUGCAGACUAGUUAGCAACAACUGGUAUGAUGCGUGCUCAACUGUAAGAUUGAGCAAUAAAAUCAAAAUGGUAAUACAUAACGCUGAAAAACUGAUGGCACUUGUGGAUGAAAGGAUGGAUUGUGCUCCAAAUGAUAUUCCAAACAUAUACGAGGACGUUGAAUUGCCCAUAAACGUGCCAAUCGACGAUGUCCCCAUGAGUAAUUUUCUCACAAAGUUUGGUCAUCGCAUGAAACGGCUCGUUGUUCCUGCGGGUUGGUCAAUGGAAGGAUUGAAAAACAUUUUGUUUAAACAAUGUGUCAAUUUGGAAGAACUUGUUCUGGUGAUGAAGGGAGUAAUCCACCGAGGGAGGCGUCAAGUUGUUCCUGUUGAAGGAUCAGAGCAAGAAUCCAAAUCCCCUCCCAAAUUGAAAAAGCUUAGGCUUGAAAUUUAUAAAGCCAAUGUUGACCUUCCGCCCACUUGUGUGGAUAUAAUAAAUCCCCAAUUCAUGGGAUUAGGAUCCCAUUUUACUAUCAGAGGGCACCGAGCCUAGAUCUUAUGCCUGGGAAAAGAGAGACCACUGGA